Messenger RNA from Naegleria gruberi, 933 nucleotides. RefSeq lists its product as uncharacterized. The coding region runs from base 1 to 933 and encodes 310 amino acids. The record is from RefSeq and is a predicted model, not a curated record. The transcript is spliced from 4 exons. NCBI's taxonomy places the organism in Eukaryota, Heterolobosea, Eutetramitea, Acrasida, Naegleriidae.
AUGCCCUCUUUUCAACAUCAAGAUGAAUUGUUGUGGAUUUUGAAUAAUGUAAAUAAUUAUAGUCAAAAUGUACUUCCGAAUCUACUCUUCUCAACUUUGAAUCAAUCAUUACCAAAUAUACAGCUGCAGGAAACAACACCCAAUGAUCCACCUGAUAUUUUUUCGAGUAAUAUAUUAUUUACUGUUUGGUCAUGGUGUGUUGAGUAUGCACCUGCAUUGAAUGUUCAAAAUAGUGAGAUUUCGAAUGUGACGUGGAUUUUGAGUCAUCUAUUUGCACAUGGAAACUUUGCAUUUGCAUUAUGUUCAGCAACUUGGAGUGUUUCUAUAGCUGUAGCAAUUUAUGCAACAACGAAGAAGGUUAAAUGGAUGGAAGAAAAUUAUGUCUACGACAUAUUAUUUCACAUAAUUUCAUGGGGUGUUGCCUUAAUUUCAUUCAUUUCAGUAUUUACCUACAGAGUUUCUGCCAAAUUGACUGGAUUUCAUGACCAACAUCCAGAUAUUGAAAAUUAUAUUCUCACCUUUUUCAACUUUUUUGGAGCAUUCUAUCUUAUCAUUGCUGCUGUUGUGGACUUUUCUAUUUUGUACCUUAUUUGGAAGCAUGUCGGGAAUGUUUUAUCCAGAACUCAACUUAGGAUUGUUGUCAAACAGGAAACAAAGCGAGCCCAACGCAGAAUUAUUGGAAAAUUAAGCUUAUAUUUGGUCCCUUUUAUCUUUGUUCCAAUGCAAGGAUUUUUAAAUUUCCUAGUUUUUGGUCUGACAUUGGGAAGGUCAGCACUUGUUAAACUUUUACGAUGUGAUUGCCUUAGGGGCAAAUAUACAACUUCAGAAGAAAGAGAGUCCUUAUUGAGCAUUAACAAUACUAUGCUUAAUUCCUUAAAUUCCAAUGUUGGUGUUGGUAGAGAACGUUCUGCAUCUGAUGAUCUAAGUUCAUGA